Molecule: messenger RNA, 6852 nt
Organism: Diceros bicornis minor
Lineage: Eukaryota; Metazoa; Chordata; Mammalia; Perissodactyla; Rhinocerotidae
Gene: NOL4L
Product: nucleolar protein 4 like
Exons: 11
Coding region: 382-2424 (680 amino acids)
Source: RefSeq, a predicted model, not a curated record
CCCCGCGCCCGGGGCCGCUCCCCGCCUCCCGCCUCCCCCGGCCGCCCGCGGGGCGGCCCGCCCCCUCUGCACCUCCGGGCCCGGAGCUGCCUCCAUCGCUCCUGCAUCCCGGCCGGGGGGAGGAGGAGGCGGAGCAGGAGGCGAGCCGGAGCCGCCGCCGCCAACGCCGCCGCCGCCGCCGCCGCCGCCCGAGCAGGACAGAGCGCGCCGCAGCCCCGCGCGUCCGGCCGCCGCCCGUGCCCAUCAAGCAGCCGCGCCGGAGCCACACCGUGGGACAGCCCGGGCCGCGGCGCGCCCCGGCCCGGCCCAGCCCAGCCCAGCCCCGGCACCGGGCGGCCCGGCGGCCGGCCCGCCCCCGAGGGCGCCGGGCGCGGCGGGAGGAUGCCGAAGCCGACGCUGCUGCUGCGCGGGGGCUGGGAGCGCGAGCGCAGCCCCGGGGACUCGGAGCUGGGCCGCCAGUUCCGGGACUGGUGCCUGCGCACCUACGGCGACUCGGCCAAAACCAAGACGGUGACACGCAGCAAAUACCAGCGGAUCGCCGAGGUCCUGCAGGGCGGCGGCGGGACCGGCGCGGGCAGCGGCCCGGCGGCCGGCGAGAAAGGCAAGUUCCAGUUCUGGGUGCGCUCCAAGGGCUUCCGCCUGGGCAGCGGCCGGGAACCCAAGAUGGGCCAAGUGGUGUAUGUGCCGGUCAAGACGGGCUCGGGGGCAGAUGGCCUAUCGGAGCCGGAGGGCAUCUCUCUGAAGCGGGUCGCUGUGGUGGAAGAUUUCUUUGACAUCAUCUACUCGAUGCAUGUGGAGAGCUCAGCGGAGCCAGGCAAAGCCCCCAAGCACGCUGGGCAGAAGAAAACCUACAGAGCGAUCGCGGAGACCUACGCCUUCCUUCCGCGAGAGGCCGUGACCCGCUUCCUGAUGAGCUGCACGGAGUGUCAGAAGAGGAUGCACUUCAAUUCCAACGGCCUGGAGCCCAAAGAAAACGAGCCUCCCUCUCCUCUGGUCUCCGGGAUCAUCGACUACAACAUGCCCCUUACCUCCACGUACCUGAAGCAGAUGAAGCUACGGGUGAUGAACUCCCAGGAGCAGGAUGAAACUUCUGUGAGCAGUGAAGAUUUUGAUAUGAACGACUCCACAUGGAUGUCAGCUGACCCACACCUGGCCUCCAGCCUGAGUCCCAGCCAGGACGAGAGGAUGCGGAGCCCACAGAACCUCCACAGCCAAGAGGACGACGACUCCUCCUCCGAGAGUGGCAGCGGCAAUGGCUCCUCCACCCUGAACCCAUCCACGUCAAGCAGCACGCAGGGUGACCCCGCCUUCCCCGAGAUGAAUGGCAACGGCGCUGUGGCCCCCAUGGACUUCACCACCACCUCCGAGGAUCAGCCCAUCAACCUGUGUGACAAGCUCCCACCGGGCACAGCGCUCAGCACGCCUUCCUACCCCUCAGACGGCUGCGGCACGGACGGACUGCGGAGCCGCGUCAAGUACGGGGUGAAGACCACCCCUGAGUCCCCGCCCUAUAGCUCGGGGAGCUACGAUUCCAUCAAGACCGAGGUCAGUGGCUGCCCUGAGGACCUGACGGUGGGCCGGGCCCCCACAGCAGAUGACGACGACGACGACCACGACGACCACGAGGACAACGACAAGAUGAAUGACUCUGAGGGCAUGGACCCUGAGCGCCUCAAGGCCUUCAAUAUGUUCGUGCGUCUCUUUGUGGACGAGAACCUGGACCGCAUGGUGCCCAUCUCCAAGCAGCCCAAGGAGAAGAUCCAGGCCAUCAUCGAGUCCUGCAGCCGGCAGUUCCCCGAGUUCCAGGAGCGGGCCCGCAAGCGCAUUCGCACGUACCUCAAGUCCUGCCGUCGCAUGAAGAAGAACGGCAUGGAGAUGACCAGACCCACCCCUCCGCACCUGACCUCGGCCAUGGCAGAAAACAUCCUGGCAGCUGCCUGUGAGAGUGAGACAAGGAAAGCAGCCAAAAGGAUGCGCCUGGAGAUCUACCAGUCCUCGCAGGACGAGCCCAUAGCCCUGGACAAGCAGCACUCCCGGGACUCUGCAGCCAUCACCCACUCUACCUACUCACUGCCAGCCUCCUCCUACUCCCAGGACCCUGUGUACGUCAAUGGCGGCCUCAAUUACAGUUACCGUGGGUACGGGGCCUUGGGCAGCAACCUGCAGCCCCCGACCUCCCUCCAGACAGGAAAUCACAGUAACGGGCCCACAGACCUCAGCAUGAAGGGCGGGGCCUCCACCACCUCCACCACGCCCACGCCCACGCCCUCCAGCAACAGCACCAGCAGGACCAUGCCUACGGCCCAGCUCAGCCCCACAGAGAUCAGUGCUGUGCGGCAGCUCAUCGCGGGCUACCGAGAGUCUGCCGCCUUCCUGCUGCGCUCUGCAGAUGAACUGGAAAACCUCAUUUUACAGCAGAACUGACCCCAGCGGCACCUGGAGUGCACCACCCUAGGGAAGGAGGCUGUCCCUGCCCCGGACCUGGCUUCCUGCCUCACCAGUUGGUACAUUUUGUUUUUUGAAAGAGGUGGGAUCCAAAAGAGCUGUUUCUAGCCACACUCCAAGCACCUGAGACUUUGGGCACAAGGACACUUUUUUUUUGGAAUCUCACCACACGGGUGCUCUGACCUGCUUGGAAGAGGCCAUUGGGGCAGCUUUGGAGGGGCUGGGGUUCCCCCCAACAAGGCGCUGGGGCCACUGCUCCAUUUAGAAUCAUCUUCGUGGACCCUGAUGUUAGAAUCCCACCCCCAGAUAAUUACCUUUCAAGUCUUAGGUGAGCAGAAUUGCAUAUUUAUUGAGAAAAACAAAGUGGACCCUUUCUUCCUCUCCCCUUAGUAAUUUAUUUUUCUGAAAAUGGAUUCUUUUGUGUUUGUACAGAUUGCCAGUCUGUGUCUGUCUGAUCAGAAGGAUGUAUCCCUGUGACCUAACAUUCCAUAUCACUACACUGGCGCGGGCUGGGGCCAGCAGGGCGGGGGUGUGGUGGGGCAGGCACCGGGCUGGCUGUCCCUCUGAGUGCCCAGCACUGCCAAGCAGGAGGACCUCACCCACACCCACUGCACAGCAAAGACAAACACAAACGGCUCCCCCACCCCCAUCCCACAGAAGCCCCAGUCCCACGGCCACCUGUACUCUACCUCACACUCCAGCAUGGGCUUCUUCCACACUGUGCCCCGAGCCUGUUCUGAAUGGCUGUCUCCCAGCUCCUCCACACCAUGUGUCUGCCUGGGAGGUAAGUCCAGAUGGGUGGCCAGGAGCUGGAGCCCAGGGAGGACCUUGGCCCCAGCCCUCCCUGCUGCUUGCCAGGACAGAGUGCUGGGAGAUGGCAGCCGGUCAGCAGGGCCCUUGCCCUCACCCUGCCCACAGGGAGCCGGGUCUGAACACUUCUCUGCACAGGCCUGGGCCCCCCAGACACUUCUCUGGCAAGGCCCGUUUCUUCAGGGUGAGUUCCCAGCUGUCAGGCAGCCACUGAACAGGAAUGGCAGCUGCGAGCUCCUGGGUGAACGGCAGCUCCCGUCCCCUGCCCCUGUGGUUGGAGUAAAGGGACUAUCAACAGAAGUGGAGAAGCCACUUGGGUUCUCCUAGGACCAGCCCUUCUUCCUGAAGCACCAGUCCUGGAAGAAACCCAUAAUCCCUGGAGUGUGAAAAAGGGCAAAAAGAAAAGGCUGGCCUGGUUUCCUCCCUCCCCGAUAGGCACUUCCUCUUGCUCAGUGCAAUACCUACCAGUGCUGCUAAAACCAGGGAUUCGCCCAGACCUCAGAAGGCCCACGGGGCCUCUCCAUGCAACACUCCGUAGCCAUGACAGCAGCUCUGCGCUGCCCGCCCCUGCCCAGAGCUGGCAGAAGCCCUCUGUUGCCUUUUCUCCCUCAGAGCAAAGAGGCCCCAGGGGACCCAGGGCCGAGUGGACCCUCGGAUCGAGAGCCACUCAACCCCAAAGCAGGCACCCCUUCCCAAACCAGCUUUUCUGCAGCCAACUGCCUCCCAGCACUGUGGCAGACCACCCUCAGGAGGGGCGGGAGGGGCUCCAGCAUGGACGCCCCGCCUUGCCUCAGAUCCGUAACUGAGCUCUGGCUCCCGGAUCCAGAAACUCCAAGAGGUAGGGUGCCCACCCCGUGCUUACUUCCAGCCGCUAGAGGUUGGGGGUGGUCUUUUUUCUGUCAAGUGGCCUCCAACUCCCCACCCAGCCACACCACCUCUGCCUUCCAUCUGACCAAUCCCCAGCCUCUGGUCAGGGCCAGGACAUGCGAGACUGCCCCUAGCACAGCACAAGCUCCAGUGCCCAAGCCCUCUCCCACACCCAGCCAUCCACAUGUUCAGCGCCCCCUGCUCAGUACUACUCCCGGACGUUUGAAUUUGUGUAAAUAUUUAUUUUUGUGUGUGAACAAUACUACAAAAUAAUCAGAAGAUCUUUUGCAACACGUUACCCCAGGCAAUUUGUGAAAAUGUUAAAAACUGGCAGAGACAAUCGCCGCCUUAGAAUUCUUGAUAUCAAUUGCUUAACAAGUCAUUUCUCCUCCCAGAGGCAGUACCCAAGCCAGGCACAAACGGUUUGCUUUUCUUGACAGACAGGAGUGAGAAAGACUGGGAAAGGGGCUCCCGCCACCACCCACACAGGGGAUUAGAGCUAAGGAUCAGUAUAAGCUACAGUUUGAAGUUGCAUUUUUCUGAGUUCAAGCUGUCCUAACUGGCUGCCUUCAGCCUGCCUAGUGCUGCAGUAAGAGCAGGUUCAGUGUGUUUCAAGAGAAGGGAAAUGAAUGCCAGCGGUAAAAGUCCACUGGGGUUCACAGCAGCCCCUCCGGGACAGGGGGUUUGUCGUGUUGACCCUGCCUCUUGGGUAGGCUCCUUCCUAGUGAAGCUACACAGGAAGCCCCGGUGAUGGCAGAAUCAGGAGCAGAUUACUGUGAGGAAACAGGAUCCAUUAGCUCCUUCAGUCUGGGAACUUGUUCUGUUUUGCUUUUGUUUUAAAAGAUGCAGCUUCAACCCCGUCCCUCUCCUCCUGACCUGGAGAGCACCAAAGAGCUGGUUCUACUGAACCUCGCUCACUGCUGUCCCACCUGCACCCCAGGAACUGCCUUCUCCCAAAGGGAACUUCCAGAGCCCUGCCCCACAGCCAUUUAAGAUUCUCAUGGAGGGCCUCAGGGCACAAAUUAAUCAUUUGGGAUCCUAAAUUAAAAAGGUAAUGCAAGAGUCAAUACACCAAUUCCAGAGUCUUUGCAGGGGCUACUCCCACGAGAAGGGUAGAAUCAGGAGAAAUAGGAAUUUGGUCUUUGUGGUGGAUCAUCUAGUAGACCAGUAAUAAUGUAACCCAUCUGAAAUUCAUUCUACCGUCACUACUCGUACAAACGGACAGUUUAUACCUGAGGACAGUGUUGAGGGGGAGGGGGACAGGCAGGGGGUUAGGAAGGUUUUAGAGGAUUUUAAACAGGUGGAACCCAGCCAUCCGUAUUCCCAAGGGCCACUUAACGACUCCAGAGGUGGUUACAGGAUUAACUACCAGUUCAUUUUCAAAAUGCUGCUUUGAACUCAGAGGGUUGAUACUUUUAAUUUGUAAUUUUUUGUAAAACUUUUUACAAGAUAGUAAAGUAUUUCACCAGAAUACCAGUUUCAAUCCGUCCAUGGUCUGAUUUUUAUAUAAUUUAGUGGUGCUUUAGAAACUUUGUUUUUGUUGUUUCUGAGCUAAACAGCUCACUCCUUUUUUUGCCUGUAUCUACCUAAGACCAAUGUGAACCUUUGUAUUUUUGCUCCUAAUUUUGGACUCAGUGAAAGUGUACUGUUUACAUGUACAGAUGCCCCAGUCCCCGUGUGUCCUGCAAGACUCGCUCUUGAGGAGGAAGGGGCACCUCACUAAGCUCACCUGCUUAGCAAAGCCACAACACAAAAACCUCUCACUUUUUACCUGUUUCCACUUAAAAACAAAAACAAAAAACCUACGUCACAGAGAACUCAGAUUUGCUGAAAAACACUUUUCUAAGCUCAGAAAAAUCUAAUCCAUGCAGCAGAUGGCCCAUAUGCCCCCAUCAUGUGGUCCAUUUAGAAGCAGGGCUCAGAAUAGAGACUUAAAAUCGCCACUGGCAGGUGACGGCGUGGACACGUGAAAAGUGAAAGCAGAACUCUGCUGCAGAGCUGUAGGGUGGACAUAGUUCUCCCAGCAGCCUGGGAAUGGGACGGUGAAGAUGACUCAUAUGACCUUCAGGGUCAAGCCACCCAGAUUUAGGGACAACCCAAGAGGUCGUCACUCCUCUGGUAUAAUUGAGACAUGUUUUGGAAGAGCACGAGGUCCCUAUCUGAAAGGAGAUUUUAAGUCUGUCCAGUGCAGAUGCCUCCUGGAGGCAGCUCAUUCAUGAGGCAUCACCUCUGGGGAGGGGCAGGGGGCUCCAGACAGUAAGCAUAUGGCACUUAAGGCAAACAGUGGAUGGCACCAACUUUUAAAGGUGACUCUUUAUUACUUAAUCAAUGGCUUCACCUCUAAAUUAUAUUUUUACAGAUAUGCACCUAUGCAACUUAACGUGGCUCUUCUAAGCAGGUGAGGACUUCCUCCUCAAUGCUCUAUAAAAAUUAUGUGUUCUAUAUAGUGAGUUUUUCCAGUAAAUGUGGCUUAAUAUUUUAAUUCUUAGAAUGUGUCUUCUCUAUGUGAUGCAACUAAAUUCUGUUUUGUUUGUGGAAUGACUAGCACAGGCCAACUCCCUCUCCCCUCACUUAACAAAAGACCAAUGAGCUGUUAAUCAAGCUGUUAUCUCCAUGGUAUUACUUGCUAAAUGCACUGAUUUCAUAAGUAUGUGGAAUCUUUUUUCUUUUGAAUCUGUAUAUCAUAUAUAAGACUGAAUCUACUUAAUAAACACUGAAUAACAAAUCGAA